Messenger RNA from Xyrauchen texanus (razorback sucker), 3153 nucleotides. RefSeq names its product ras-related protein Rab-39B. Bases 322 to 963 code for a protein of 213 amino acids. Gene Ontology annotation, cellular component: Golgi membrane. The transcript is spliced from 3 exons. The record is from RefSeq and is a predicted model, not a curated record. Gene Ontology annotation, molecular function: GTP binding; GTPase activity. Gene Ontology annotation, biological process: Rab protein signal transduction. NCBI's taxonomy places the organism in Eukaryota, Metazoa, Chordata, Actinopteri, Cypriniformes, Catostomidae.
GGUACUGCCAUUUCAUCAGCACAUUUUCACAAACAUCUCUUCAUACCUAAUCAUGAGGCAAUCGAGAUGAAUUUACAAACAAUUUAUGGGAAAUAUGUAUUAACAUAAAGGCCCCAGACGAGUAUGGUUUUUCGUUUGGUUAUUUAAUGUAAACUCAAAGCGGGUACUAACUGCACAUUUACGCUCAAAAACAUUCGGGUGUGCUUGGAUGCCUUGCCGGAGAACUGCACUGUACCACACGUUUACAGACCGAAAGACGGCGAAAAACAUGGGGCUUACUAUUGUCAGAAACUGAGAAGCAUUACCGAGAUUACGUAAGAAAUGGAAGCUAUAUGGCUGUACCAGUUCCGGCUGAUUGUCAUUGGUGACUCGACUGUGGGGAAGUCUUGUCUGAUCAGACGCUUCACAGAAGGACGUUUUGCACAAGUGUCUGAUCCUACUGUUGGAGUAGACUUCUUUUCCCGUCUGGUGGAGAUUGAACCAGGCAAACGCAUCAAGCUUCAGAUCUGGGACACAGCAGGCCAAGAGAGAUUCAGAUCUAUCACAAGGGCUUAUUACCGUAAUUCAGUGGGUGGCCUGUUGCUUUUUGACAUCACCAACCGCCGCUCUUUCCAGAAUGUUCAUGAGUGGCUGGAGGAAGCACGCAGUCAUGUGCAGCCACAAAGCAUCGUCUUCUUAUUGGUCGGUCACAAGUGUGACCUGGAACAGCAGCGGCAAGUGAGCCAGCAGGAGGCGGAGAAACUGGCUGCUGCAUAUGGCAUGUGCUAUGUGGAGACCUCAGCACGUGACGCCAUAAAUGUUGAGAGGGCCUUCACCGAGCUGACGCGGGAUAUCUUUGAGCUGGUCAAAAGUGGGGACAUCACCAUCCAGGAGGGUUGGGAGGGAGUCAAGAGUGGGUUUGUGCCUAAUGUGGUACAUUCUUCUGAGGAGGUGACCAAGAGCGACCGCCAGUGCCUCUGUUGAUCAAGUAACUCUUGCUGGUGUAUCAUGGCUCUUCACUGCAAAACCAGUGCUGUUGUUCUACCUAAGCUUGACAUCUCCCACUACUGCAGCCCUACAAAUACUCUCUUCCCUCUUUCAAUGUUUCCUGCUCUCAUAGUAACUUCAAGUACAGUUCUUAUUCUCAAUGUAAAAUCUGUAAAGAUAAGCAACAGACAGAAAUCUGAAUUCAGUUGAGCUUUGGUAAGUCUUCAUCCACCUUGUGGCAAGAUGGAACCAGUAGAACUGAGUUGUAAGAACUGGGUAAGUAAAUGGUUGAUGCAUCUUCCAGACUGGAGAUCUCAGAUCUUCAAACACAAUAUCCAAGGGAAUAGCAACAUCCUUUAGAGCAAAGACAGAUCCAGAGUUUACACCAAAAAUUCACCCAUUAAGGUUCUCUUCGAAACAAAACGUAUCAGAGCAUGUGCAGGAAGACCAAACCAGUCAAAACAUAAUAUCUUCUCUCAUUUGCCUAUUAAGCUUCUAAUGUGUUCAACUAAGGCCACAUCAACACUAACAAUUUUGUUACGUUUACACCUCUCACCCACACUAGGAUGGUGUGAAACAGUGUUUUGAAAGCGCCCUCCAUAACUGCAUAAUUUGGAGAAAAAAUUGCAUUAGGAAACUGAAAACAGAUUAGUGUCCAUGUGGCCCAAAGAUACUCCUUAUGGUGCAUUUACAUGAUGUCAUAAUUACCAUAAUUACGGGAUUCUGGCUUAAAUAAAACAGUAAAAACCGCUCAGGUUUUCUUCAAAUUCAUAAUUACAAGUUGAGAUCUUCAGAUUUUUUGAAAGCUUGGACCGUUGUGAUUUCAAUCAAAAAGAUGACCGUUAAAAGUAGUUUACACAUUUUUUAUAUGCCAUUUUAUUAUAACCAUUGUUUACUUGUGCACUUUUUUUGUUCUUAAAAUUUUAAAGGAGCAUAUAAAGGGAAAUUGAUUAAUGUUGUGAUCAAAUAUGUCAUCGACAACAAAGCCACAUUUUGACCCAUUUUGGCGUUAUAAUCAUUGCCGUGAGAAGAAUCUCUGAGUUGUCAUCUUGUAAUUACAGUAAUUCUAACAUGAUGUGAACAUAGCAUUUAUAGUUGCGUUCAUUAAUUUCCUGUAAUUUAUAUUGGCAUAUAUUGAUUGUUUGUUUGGUGGGACCUCUGAUUUGAAGAGUUCCACAAAAGGAGGAGCAAUUCUGUUCCAUUAAAGGAAUAUUCUGGGUUCAAUACAAGUUAAGCUCAAUAGACAGCAUUUCUGACAUAAUAUUGAUUAACACAAACAUUUAUUUUGACUCAUCCCUCCUUUUAUUUAAAAAAAAAAAAAAAAAAGCAAAAAUCGAGGUUCCAGUGAGGAACUUACAAUGGAAGUGAAUGGGGCCAAUAUAUAAACGUUAAAAUAUUCACUGUUCCAAAAGUAUAACCACAAGAUAUAAACAAUAUGUGUGUAAAAAUGAUUUUGGUGUGAUAGUUUGAUAACCGUUUCUGUUUAAAGUUAUAACCAAUUUUACAACUUCUUUGCCAUGGCAUUGUAAUGUCAACAAACCCUUAAACGAUGAUUAAAACAACUUUACAGCUCAAAUAAUACAUUUGAACAGAAGAAUUAAUGCAAUUUAGAGCUUUUAUAAAAUUAUAAGCUUCACAUUUCUGACUUUAAACCCUCCAAAAACUGGCCCCAUUAACUUCCAUUGAAAGUCCCUCACUGUAGCCUCAAGUUUUGUGGUAAUCAACAUCAAUUGACCUUAACUUGUAUUUAAUCCUGAAUAUUUAUUUAAGCCUUGUUGUCUGACAAAGAUGAAGUCAAAUUAUGCCUGUAGAGACGGGAAUGUGAUAGGUACUUUUAGUUUUAUUUUAGGAAUUACCCUCUUGCUUUUCACAUAUUCAAAAUGUUUCACUAAAAAAAAUUAAAAGAUACAUAAUCAUCAAUAAAACUCAAAGAAAAACUUGGAGCCGCAUUUCCAGUUUUCUACCCUAAAGUGGUUUGAAUGACAUCCAGGGACUUCAAUUAAUUUUGGAAUUGGUUCUUCUUAACAAAGUCCACUUUCGUAACUGUUGCCUGUCACUUGAGGUUAGUAGCUGCUAAGUACUUUUUUGACUACCGGCUAACACAAUGUCAUUUAACCCACUGAAAUGACUUAACAGUGUAUUUACUGAUCUUGUGAGAGACAUGGAUGAACUAUCAAUAAAACAAGU